Messenger RNA from Hypanus sabinus (Atlantic stingray), 1852 nucleotides. RefSeq names its product methyltransferase 15, mitochondrial 12S rRNA N4-cytidine (gene mettl15). The coding region runs from base 504 to 1754 and encodes 416 amino acids. The record is from RefSeq and is a predicted model, not a curated record. NCBI's taxonomy places the organism in Eukaryota, Metazoa, Chordata, Chondrichthyes, Myliobatiformes, Dasyatidae. Gene Ontology annotation, biological process: rRNA base methylation. The transcript has 5 exons. Gene Ontology annotation, molecular function: rRNA (cytosine-N4-)-methyltransferase activity.
CCGAUGUUCUGUGAAAUUUAAGUCGCACAUUGUACAGUUCUUUUUUCCGCGUAAAGAGCCAGAUUUUUUUUAAACUUAUAAUCUUAAAAACGUCUGUAAAAUCGAAUGUUAUCCUAAACUAGUUUUUAACGAUCCAGUGGUGAAUGGACGAUGUUUUAAACGAUCAAGUGGUUUUUGGUUUGUUUUUGUUAUGAUCGUGACCAAGGAGAAACGCUGUGAUUAGAAAAUAAUGCAAUUAUCUUGUAGUCUCUGCGGAGUAAUUGGGUGAGAACGUAUGAGGUGCUGUGGUUGUCCAGUACGCGGGCUUUCGGCAGCGGACUGCCUUGGUCACCUGUGAAGUUUGGGGAGCAGUUGGGUUGUGGUCGCGCCUCUGAGCAAAGUAAAGCGGUAAAUUGCUAGUACCUGAAUUAUUAAAGCUGUUAAAUUGAUCUACUUGGUUUAUCUUCUUUUAUUAUUGCAACCGAUAACCCCUCUCCUCUACUCGAGACCUUCGAACACUCUAAAUGCCUUGGGCGUUGAUAAACCGUUACCUAAAAGCCCAUUCUUUAGUCAGGCAUGUAUCAUUUUUCGUUAAGUCGGAUCAACUUUGCUUCUUCGCUGGCCCCCUCAUCUACUGCCAUCGUCAGCCUCACAAAAGAAACUUUGCUAUCUCAGCACUUUAUCGUUUUGAGGGUCCCGGGACUCACCAAACGGCGGUCGACUCGGAAACGAGCUUCAGUAGAAAAACUUCACAAUGUGAUGUGUGUUUGCACAAACCUGUGAUGGUUAAUGAAGUUAUUCAUUGCUUGUCACCGAAACCAGGGCAGGUAUUUCUGGACAUGACGUUUGGAGCAGGGGGCCACACAAAGACGAUCCUUUCCCAAGCCUCUGACAUCUCAGUGUUUGCCCUUGAUAGAGAUCCAAUGGCAUAUGAAAUUGCUAAACAAAUUUCACAAACCCAUCAUGGACGCCUUCAGCCUCUUUUUGGAAGAUUCAGCCAACUGGAGGCCUUAUUAGAAGCAUCUGGAGUAGAGGCAGAUACCUUCGAUGGAAUCAUUAUUGAUGCAGGUUGCUCUUCUAUGCAGCUAGACAUGCCAUGUCGUGGUUUUGCUUUAAGCAAGGAUGGGCCUCUAGACAUGAGAAUGGAUGGGAACAGGUACCCCGACAUGCCCACCGCAGCUGACGUCGUGAAUGCCUUAGAUCAACAGUCACUUGCGUCCAUCUUAAGGAUCUAUGGAGAGGAAAGGCAUGCAAAGAAAAUAGCUGCAGCAAUCGUACAGGCACGCAGAAUCUAUCCCAUCACUCGUACUCAGCAGCUCGCCAGUAUAGUUGCAGGAGCAUUUCCAGCAGCAGCAAUGUACGCACGUAAAGACCUGCUUCAGAGAUCUACACAUGUGGCAACCAAAACAUUCCAGGCUUUACGAAUCUUUGUGAAUGAUGAAUUGAAUGAAUUGCUUAAAGGACUUAAGACAGCUCACAGAUUCUUAAAACCCCAAGGCUGCUUGGUUGCAUUGACAUUUCAUUCGCUCGAAGAUCGGAUUGUGAAACGUUUCCUGCAAGAUAUAGAUUUUUCGGAGAAGCCCAAUCUAAGUGCAAGGCAAAAAAUUAGGCAAGGGCUUCAAAAGGAGCCAGAGGAAGGUGAAACAUGUCACACAAAGCAAGGCGAUUUGAACUGGUCAAGCAUUCAAAAGAAAGUAUUGACUCCUGACUUCCAGGAAAUUCAGCAAAACCCACGUGGACGUUCUGCAAAACUUAGAGCUGCCAGAAAAUUAUAAAAAUUUAGCUCAAUUCAAAAUGAAAUUUCAUAUGCUCUUUUUGUAAAUUUAAUGAAAAUGUUAAUAAACAAAAAUAUUACCUCAUGGUUGCUGAUGUA